GCGGCGGGGCCUUGGCCCCGAGUGGGCGCGGGGAGGCGGGCGGAGGACAUGUUGUCUCCGCGGCGGAAAGGGCGCUGCGGUCGCUCCCCACCAGCCCCCGAGAAGAGCCAGCGAGCCCCGGCGGCCCGGGAGCCCGGCGGCGGCCACGCCAUGGAGGAGAGCAGCGGUUUUCGGCUGUCGGCCGAGUGCCUGGAUGAGCCGCCCAACAGCCGCGUCUUCGUGGUGCUGGGUAAGGACACCGGGGAGGCGCUGAUCCGGGAGCGCUUCUCCCCCUUCGGGGACAUCCAGAACAUCUGGCUCUUGCGGGACAAGCGCACCAACGAGUCCCGCGGCAUCGCCUUCAUCAAGUUCGCCCGCAGCUCGCAGGCCUGCCGGGCCAUGGAGGAGAUGCACGGCCGCAGCCUGAUCCCUGACACCAAGCCCAUCAAGGUAUUUAUUGCACAGUCAAGAGCUUCUGGAAGCCACCGAGAUGUUGAAGAUGAGGAGCUUACACGUAUCUUUGUUAUGAUACCAAAGUCCUAUACAGAGGAAGAUCUGAGAGAGAAGUUUAAGAUGUAUGGAGACAUUGAAUAUUGCAGCAUUAUUAAAAACAAGACUACUGGAGAAAGUAAAGGUUUGGGCUACGUGAGGUAUUUAAAACCAUCACAAGCUGCCCGAGCAAUUGAAGAGUGUGAUAGAAGCUACCGGGCCAUUUUGGCUGAACCUAAAAAUAAGUCAUCAGAGUCUUUUGAACAUGAAUACUAUAGUAAUAACACAAGACAAGAACCAAGAGGAAAUGCAUUUCCAUUUUGUGGGCACCCAGAGUUUUGUAGUUUUGAAAAAAAUGAGAGCCGAAUUCAGGAGUCAGUCUCCAAACGUCUGUCAGUGGUAUCACGGCUUCCUUUCGUCCAAGAGCAGCUGUUUGCCCUCUUUGAUCUAGUCCCAGGACUAGAGUAUUGUGAUGUUCAGCGAGAUCCUCAUACUAAUAAUGGGUAUGCUGUGAUUCAGUACAGUACUGCUGCAUCAGCUAUAUAUGCCAAGUAUAAACUACAUGGUUUUGAGUAUCCUCCUGGAAACAGAUUAACUGUCAUUUUUCUAGAAGAUGGGAACGAUAGUUCAGACCUCAUCAGAAAAAUGGCAACACAACUGGUAACAGCACACGUGUCCUCAGUGUUGCGGAAUAACAAUCCAAUUGUUCAGCAGUAUAGGACACCUCCUCAGGCUUUUGGAGGAACCUCUGGAUCACAAUUACUUCAACCCCAAACUGAUGCCAUACUUCCACCACACAAAAAAAAAGUUCCACCUGACACUUCUGUAAAAGAAAGGCUUUUCAUACUUUUUCAUCCCCAUCCUUUACCUGUGAAUGUAUUGGAGGAUGUUUUCUGUCGUUUUGGACACUUGAUAAAAGUUUACCUUGUGGCUGGAAAAAAUGUAGGCUAUGCAAAAUUUGCAGACAGAGCAAGUGCCAGUGAUGCCAUAACUGCGUUACACGGCAAGAUUGUGAAUGGUGUCAGGCUUAAAGUAAGGUUGGCAGACUCGCCUACGGAGGAAUCUAACAAACGUCAAAGAACUUACUAAGUAGGAUCCGGAGUUCUAAUGUGACCCUGAAGUUGCCUGUUUGUUUAGGCGAUGUUAACAUUCCCUGGGAGUGUCAGUGCUCUGAAAAACCUGAAGUGACGGGUGUCUGAGUUUGCCCAUCCAAGAUGUGAAAGAAGAAUCAACUGAAUGACUUGAACAGCUACUCAGGAGAGUGUUAGUUAGAUGUACUGGUCUUCCCCAGCUAAAUGCUAGUUUGUGUAAAUACGUUUUGUUGCUUUAAACUCACACAGCAAUUCUGGUUGGAUGUGGUGUUCAUAAUACCACUUAAAUUGUACUAUAGCACUACAGCUAAGUAGCUGUCACACUGCUUUUCCAGGUCUUUUCAUCAGUAAGUGCUAACUCUGUCUGCUCCGGGGGGGCGGAGCAUUAGGUUCCUGUACUGGGGGAGAAAAAAAAUCUUCAUCCGUAUUGCUGUUGUUGGUGGCUAGUGAACUGGCAAGAACUGCACAGAUUACUCUGUGUGCGCGUGUGCUCUUUUGUAGUAAUAGCACUUUAAUGGUUGUAAGUAGAAUUUCGUAUGCUUAUCUGUAAGUGAUUUGGAUUUCAGCUGUGUUCAUCAGCUGUAGUUUCUGUUGGCAUUGAACAGGGCUUUUGAACCUUCUGAAAAUGAGAUAGUACAGACUUCAUAAAUUAUGCUAAAUGAGGUCCCAUAGAAAUUAUUUUAUCUAUUUAGUGAAUCAUAUCCGCAUGGUCAGCAGAACAGCCUUUUGUUAGUGUAACUGUAGAAAGAUACUAAUUUGCUUAUGUUGCCUGAAUGUCUACAUUAAAGUAUUUCUGAUCGUUAAGUGAAACGAGGCCAUUCUCAAGAGGGCUGUGUAUCCAGAAUGUGAUCUGCAAGUCUGAUUGCAAUUAGCUUCCCGCACUGGGUCUUGUGGCUCCUAGUUGAGACCUUUUCCUUUGGUGGUACAAGCUGCUACUGGAGUACCUGAAGUGGGGGCAGAGCCCAGGCUUGUAAUGCACAGUGGAAUUCAGUUUCCCUUGCAUGCUUCCUCUCUCUUCUUGUUAAUAGUCCAUUUUCUGACCCAAGGUAUUUCAUCUUAUGUCUGCUCAGUUUACAGAGAUAUCUAAUGUCUGCAAUGCCAGGCACCUCCACUCUUCUGAUUCUUAUAUCAAUACAUAAGAGACAGGAGGAAUAACCAUAUAGAAGUGGAAGCAGUUGAAGGUGAAAACAGCAUGUGAUUAUGUGCAGAGGUCCAGUUCAGGAAUGCAUUUCAUGUUCUCAGCAUACCAUUUUUGUAAACUUUCUAUAUUUAUUAAACAUAUUUGACAAAGA
Cygnus olor (mute swan) is the source of this 2851-nucleotide messenger RNA. RefSeq names its product RNA binding motif protein 45 (gene RBM45). The coding region runs from base 49 to 1557 and encodes 502 amino acids. The transcript has 10 exons. Lineage: Eukaryota; Metazoa; Chordata; Aves; Anseriformes; Anatidae. The record is from RefSeq and is a predicted model, not a curated record. Gene Ontology annotation, molecular function: RNA binding.